AGCGGGGCGCGGCGGCGGCAGUGGCGGCAGGAGCAGCGCCGACAGCAGCGGAGCGCGGGCCGUCCCGGCCCCUCCCUCCCGACUGGCACCACCGCGCCCCGUCCGUCCGUCCCGCCCGGCUCCCCCAUGGCCGCCGCUGCCUGGGAAGCACCUCGUGCCGCCGCCGCCCUGCCGGUGCCGGAGCCGCGUUGCCGGGCGGCGGCCGCCGCCUCCCCGCGGUGCCGCUAGCGCCCCGCGUCCCGCUUACCUUCGUCGCCGGUGAAGCACUGAGGAAAGGCGCUCCCGCGGCACCGCCCCAGCGGCUCUCGGCGGCUGGACGGCGCGUUCGUGCCACUCCUCCUCCCUCUCCUCCGCGGCGGCGCUCGGGGCGACGGCGGCGGCAGCAGCUCGGCGUGACGCCCCGGCGCGGAUGCGGUGGGUGCCGGGCGCGGACCCCGGACCGGCAUUGCCCCACCUGCCGCCGCCGCCGCCGCCUGACGCCGCUGUGCUCUCCCCACGCAGGCAGCCCCCCGGCGAGUGCGAGAUGGCGCUCAGCGGCACGCUCCUCCCCUCCAUCGCCACCUUCGCGGCGGGCGCCGCGGGCCGCGAGAAGGCGGCGCGGCCCGCGGGCCCCGGCAACCGGUGGCGGGAGGAGCUGUCGCAGCUGAAGCGGCCGCCGCCGGCGCUGGCGGCGCGGCCCGUGGAGGCGCCGCCGUCGGAGCUGGAGGCCGCCGCCGCCCUGGGGCCCCGCCGCGACGCUGAGGAGUUCAACGAGCUGCUGGACUUCGACUUCAUCCUCUCCAACUCCCUCAUGCACCAGGAGCCCGCCGCCGCCGUGGUGGUGGCCCCCGCCGCCGCCCCGGCCCCCACCGCCAGCCCCUGCCCCGCCGGGCCCUUCGCCUACCCGCUGCCCCGGCCCGAGCCCGCCGGACUUCUCUACGGCGGCGGCGGCAGCCGCGACGGGGCCCCCGCUCCCGGCCCCGCUGCCCCCUUCAACCUGGCGGACAUCACCGACGUGUCCCCUUCGGGAGGCUUCGUGGCUGAGCUCAUGCGGCCCGACCUGGACCCGGUGUACCUGCCGGCGCCGGCGGCCCUGCCGCCUCUGGGAAGCCUGCAGGGCAAGUUCGUGGUGAAGGCUGUGGGCGAGUACAGCCACCCGGGGCUCAGCCCCAAGAGCGGCCCCCCGGCUGCCGCCCCGCCACCCGGCACCGAGGGCCCCGGGGCCCCCUACAGCCCCCUGCCGCGGAUGUGCCCCAAAAUAAAGCAGGAGGCUGCCCCGCCGUGCACCCUGGCCCCGCCGCCUCCGCCGCAUGGAAGCGGCCCCCGAGGAGCUCCCCAGCACGACUUCUCCAUGGGCCGCCCACUGCCCACCCGGACUACGCCUUCACUGGGGCCCGAGGAGAUGUUGAGCAGCAGAGACUGUCUCCCCACUGCCCAGGGGCUGAGCCACCCACCACUGCCACUGCCCCCGGGGUACCCCCCGGCCCCCGGUUACCCCACCUUCCUGCCCGAGCAGCUGCCGCCCGGCACGCUCCAGUACCAAGAGCUGAUGCCGCCGGGGAGCUGCCUGCCUGAGGAGACCAAGCCCAAGAGGGGACGCAGGUCAUGGCCUCGGAAGAGGACAGCCACACACACCUGUGACUAUGCGGGCUGCGGUAAAACCUACACCAAAAGCUCUCAUCUCAAAGCACAUCUGAGAACCCACACAGGUGAGAAACCUUAUCACUGUGACUGGGAAGGCUGCGGAUGGAAGUUUGCCCGAUCCGAUGAACUUACUCGUCACUACAGAAAACACACAGGCCACCGCCCAUUCCAAUGCCAGCGGUGCGACAGAGCAUUUUCCAGGUCGGACCACCUUGCCUUACACAUGAAGAGGCACUUUUAAUUGGAAGCCGUGGAUGUUUCCCCAACUGCUGUAGAGAUUCAGUAUUUACAGCGCAAGGACUGUCUUCCGCAAGAUGGGGAGAACACAGUUUAAGCACUACAGAUAAUCAAGGUGAAGUCUUCUAAAGAGUGGAAAAGAGGGAUAAUUGCAUACAGACGUUGCAACUUUUUUUAUAUAUAUAUACAUUUAAAAGAAAACAGAACCAAAAACGUUGGGGUCAAUGACUGGAUCUUCUAACAUUCCAUUUGUAAAUCCAACUUGAAUUAUUUCCGGACUACAAAAUGCCAAGGAGUGACUGGAAGUCACGGAUAUCAGGGUUAAACAGACUGUGUGUAGUUCGGAGGGUGGGGAUAUUACACAGGGAAAUGACGUUCCCUUAAUUUUCUUUCAAUGCAAUAUUAGAUGUAAAUGUCAUCUUGUACUUUCCUUUUUUUUCUUCCUUCUAAAAGCCAUUACAAUGUUAAAAGAGGAGGAAAAAUUCAGGUACAGAAUUCUAUUUUAAAAGCCUAUUUCAUGGUGCUUAGUGACUGUUGGUUCUAGAGGUACCAAAAACAGGAAGCCAAAGUUCUCAAACUGCUGCAUAUCUGACAAGGAAAUAUUUUUGUCUUCCGAUCGCCAAUUAUGACCUAAAUCAGGUAAAUAAACCUGGUUUAUCUUCUUUUUUUUUAAAGAAAAUAACUUUAUGCAGACAGUCUGUAAUGCACUGUGGUUUCGAUGUGCAAUAGUUUGUACAAUGGUUUAUUCCCAAAUAUGCCUUAAGCAGAACAAAUGUUUUCUAUAUAGUUCUUUACAUAAUAAAUAUGUAAUAUAAAUUUAAGCAAACUUCUAUUUUGUAUAUUUGUAGACUACAAAGUAAAAAUGAACAUUUUGUUGGAAUUUGUAUUUUGCAUAUUCAAGUUGAAAAUAAGUUCUAAAUAAACCUAAAUAUUUUAUCUGAA
Molecule: messenger RNA, 2802 nt
Organism: Chroicocephalus ridibundus (black-headed gull)
Lineage: Eukaryota; Metazoa; Chordata; Aves; Charadriiformes; Laridae
Gene: KLF4
Product: KLF transcription factor 4
Biological process (GO): regulation of transcription by RNA polymerase II
Molecular function (GO): RNA polymerase II cis-regulatory region sequence-specific DNA binding; DNA-binding transcription factor activity, RNA polymerase II-specific
Source: RefSeq, a predicted model, not a curated record